This is a messenger RNA of Closterium sp. Naga37s-1, 843 nucleotides long. The record is from the annotation of a GenBank genome assembly. NCBI's taxonomy places the organism in Eukaryota, Viridiplantae, Streptophyta, Zygnematophyceae, Desmidiales, Closteriaceae.
AUGUCCCUCGGGGGGACCACAGGCGACAACACGCGCCUGCUUGGUCGGGCUCCAGAGGAGGAGGAGGAGGAGGAGGAGGCGAUGCAGGCGGAGGGCGUGCGGGAGGUGGCCGUGGCAACCGGCCUGGAGGUGCUGUACCAGGAGACCCCCAACUACCGCGGAGCGGCGGCCGAGGCUGACCGCAUGAUCGAGCCUAGGGAGACGGCUAGGCAUGCCUGGCGAGUGCCAGACUUGGGUGUAGAGCCUGUUGUAAGUGCAGGCGAGGAGGCGGUGACUGGCAUGCGCCUCACAUUUCCCCUUCUCUCUUCUUCCUCUCUCAUGCGUCUGACGUUUCCCCUCCUCUCCUUUUCCUCUCACAUGCGCCUCCCGGUUACUCGUCCUCUCGUCCUCCUCUUUACUGCGCCUCACGUUUCCCCUCCUCUCUUCCUCCUCUCUCAUGCGCCUGACGUUUCCCCUCCUCUCUUCUUCCUCUCGCAUGCACCUCUCCCUCGCGUUUCCCCCCCUCACUUCUUCCUCUCGCAUGGGCUUCACGUUUCCCCUUGCCUCUUCUUCCUCUCGCAUGCGCCCCGCAUGUGCCUCACGUUUUCCCUCUCCUCUUCCCCUCCCCCCCCCCCUCUCUUCUUCCCCUCGCAUGUGCCUCACGUUUUCCCUCCUCUCUUCUUCCUCUCGCAUGCGCCUCACGUUUCCCUCGCCCCCUUCUUCCUCUCGCAUGCGCCUCCCGUCAUCUCUCCGCCCUCCAUCCUCUCACAUCCGCAGACAUGCGCCUCCCCCUUCCCUGCUUCCGCGCAUCUUGCUCUCGCAUUUGCGAAUACGUUUUCCCUCCGCGUUUCUCGCUUUCCCUGA